Messenger RNA from Salmo salar (Atlantic salmon), 2958 nucleotides. RefSeq names its product collagen alpha-6(VI) chain. The record is from RefSeq and is a predicted model, not a curated record. NCBI's taxonomy places the organism in Eukaryota, Metazoa, Chordata, Actinopteri, Salmoniformes, Salmonidae.
AAGGACAGUAGUACUUUGCUGGCAGAGAAGAUUUGUGUUUCCCAUGACCUGCAAACUAUAAUGGGUGUACAGUCAAAUCUGAGAGUGAUGAAUUCUGGUUAAAAUACAGUGGGAAUCUUCUUUAAAUUUCUUGAUGAAUCAGCGUGAAUAUGGGGCCCAAAUGGACAUUUGUCAUUCUUCUGAUUGUCUACCCCAGCAAAGUGGCAGAAGCUCAGGGAGAAGUUUUCCCACAGGGAGUGAAGGCUGAUGUUGUUAUCCUGAUGGAUGAAUCUGGUAGCAUAGGAUAUAUAGAGUUUAUGAUGAUGAAGGAGUUUCUGGAUACCCUGGUGCACUCUUUGUUUGUGGGCACCGACCAUAUCAGAAUCAGUCUGAUGAAGUUUAGUUCAUCCCCAGAAGUUGUGUUCAGGCUCAAUGAUCAUAUGAAUAGAAGUGAAAUCCUGAAGGGUAUUUACUCUGUUGUACAAACGGGAGGUGCUACAUAUACUGGAAUGGCCCUGUGGCAUAUGAUGGCUCUGUUUCAGAUGGUUAGAGGCAGCAGGGCAAGUGAGGGUGUUCCCCAAAUUGGAAUUGUCAUCACAGAUGGAAAAUCCAAUGAUCAAGUUGAAGUGUCAGCACAUCUUCUAAGGAAACAUGGCGUUUCUCUCAUGGGUAUUGGUAUUCAAGGCGCUUCAAAGGAAGAGUUGUUAAUGAUCACUGGCAAUCCAGAGAAUGUGUUCCUUAUUGAUACAUUUGGAGACAUGAAGAGCAGUGUCCCGUAUGUUGCCCAGAGGCUCUGUGACCUGGCAGAGGAGAGGGUGUCCUGCAACCUGACAGUCUGUUCCCAGGGAGCAUCCAUCGAUAUCAUGAUUAUUCUGGAUGACAGAUCCCAGAGCAUCAUGCCUCAGGGGUUUGAGCUUAUCAAAGACUUCCUCCGAUCACUGCUGCACUGCUUCUACCUGGGGCAGGACCAGGUUCGAGUGGGCCUGGUUCUAUAUAGUCAACACAGUGACACGGCGGCGUUCAACCUCAGCACUCCCCUAAACAACAGGGAGAUCCUAAAGCACAUCUGGAAUCUGAGACAGUCAAACAGUUCGACCACAGAGACUGACCCACACCUGGAGAUGAUGAGUGACCUUCUCAGGGAGGAGAGGGAGGGUGUCAGAGGAGAAUCGGUGACUAAGGUUGGGUUGGUCAUUAUGGGCAGUGAGCUCCAUGAGAAUGUGAGAGCGUCACUGGAAGAGCUAAAGAAUCAUGGUGUGUCUCUGUAUGCUAUCGGGGGCGCCAAUGCUUCCCUGAUGGGUCUGAACAAGAUCACUGGCCGUCGCGAAAAUGUGUUCUUUGUCCAGAAAUUCUCAGGCCUGCAGGAGAUCUCUGAACGUAUCAGCCAGGAGAUCUGUAGCUCAGCAGAGGACAGGGGACAACAGGUCGUCCACGUGCCACCACCAGGUCCAAAGAACAGUAACGUGACAGACAGCCAGGUCACUCUCUACAGGGGCCAGUCUCUCUCUGCUCUCUGUCCCUAUGACCAGAGGUACAAGGAGGAUGUGAAAUACUGGUGCAGGAUGAAGGGAGAGUUAGACUGCGCUACCAUAGUGCGUACUGACUUUCCUUUGCGACGAGGGGAUGUGUCCAUCACAGAUGACCCCAGCCAGCAUGUCUUCACUGUGACCAUGCAGAACCUACAGACUCAGGACACAGGGGAGUAUGUGUGUGCAGUGGACAAUGGAAGAAACCCCCUCUACAUGGCAUCUCUGUCACUGACUGUCACUGCAGGCUUCCCAGAUGUGUCAGUGAGGAGCAACAUGGUGUCUGGUAAGGAGGGGAACAGCACCACAGCUGAGUGUCUCUACAGUGACAUCAUGGAUGACAGUGAGAAGAUGUGGUGUAGGAACGGGACACCUGCAGGGAACUGGAGCUCCUGCUUGACUGCAGAGGGAGAACGGGCGUCUCAGGACCGCAUGGAUUUGAUCAUCAAUACAUGGAGUCGCACCUUCACUGUGACGAUGAGACAUCUGGAGAUGAACGAUACCGACUGGUACUGGUGCAUAGCAGGAGACAAGCAGAUCCCGGUGUACAUCUCAGUCCUCAAUGCAACUAACGCAUCAAUAUCUCCUCCAACCAUGAACCUGAUUACUUUCCCUUUGGUCUUGACUCUGAGAGCAACGGAGGAUGAUAACUCAAGUUGGAUCUGGGAGAGAUAUCUGGAUAUUCUGCUGAAAGGUGCUGUUGGCCUGCUAUUUUUGGCAUGCACCAUCCUAGCAGCUCUGGUGAUGAGAGACUACCAAAGUAAGUGCUAUGUAUUUUUAUCACUUAAAUCGUUGAGUCCAAACAUCUUAAACAAAAUGACCAUGUAUGAUUAGAUUAUACUUAUUGACUUAUUUAAGUGAAAUUUAACACACUAUUUAUGUCAGACAAAAACAGGAAAGAACUCUAAGGAACAGGAAACAGGUAAAUCAACGUCUCUGCAUUUGUGUUUAUUCUUCAUUUAAUGAACAAAAUUAACGGAACAUGACAAUGUGUGUCAUUUUGAUCAUUCGAAUCCCCCUCACCUAGGGAUGCAGUCUGUCUUAGGAUCCAUUCGAUCAUCUCAGUCUCCAGUAUGUCAGGUUUUUGAAAGACAUCGUCAAAUGUUUAUAGCUCUUUCAGUUCUGUUAUAAAGAUACAAACCUUACCUAAAGAUGAAUGCUAUUGUACAAUAAUGUGUAGUCACAUUUCUCUUUCUUGAACUUUUAAUUCAGUUAUUGAUUUGUUUUGUAACGUUAGCUAAUUACACAUGACAUCUAUUUGUGUCUGCUCUUAUGAUGACAAUUCUUUUUGAAUGGUUCUUCAUGAUUUUGCAGCCACAACAGAAUAAUCUAUUGAAAUUGUUUAAUGUUUCAUGCAUUUUUUUCUCUGUUCUCUAGCUAAUUGUGUUAUUGCUACAAUCCAUUUACUGUACAUGUGAUUAUUUUGGUUGAUAUUAAAGCAAACUUACAGUAA